CCGAGGGUAUAACCGAAAAUAGAAGUUCACCGACCAUCUAUUUGGUGCAGAGAAGACUAAAUUCGAUUCGCAAGCUAGGGUUUGUGAAUUUUGAGUAGCCAUGCCUCAGCGACAUUCGAAGAACAACAAUGAUCUUGCUUUCUUCACAUAUGAUGAGAAGAAAAAGCUCGGAUAUGGAACCCAGAGAGAAAGACUUGGAAAGGAUUCAAUAAAGCCCUUUGAUUCCUGUUGCCUUUGCUUGAAGCCUUUCAUUGAUCCUCUUUGUUGCCAAAAAGGUCAUGUAUUUUGCAAAGAGUGUAUCCUCGAGUGCUUAUUGUCUCAAAAGAAAGACAUUCAAAGGAAGCUGGCUGCCCAUGCUACUCAACAGAAGCAAGAGAAAGAAGAGGACGAGGAGAAGAUGCAGCUGCAGAAAGCAAGGGAGAUUGAUGCUUUUGAUCAGCAAAAUCACGGCGCAGUUCCUCAGUACAGUGACAAAAACUUCAAUCGAGACAAGAGUGGCUUCCAUGGGGCAAAUAGUGUAAAAGUGACAUCAUAUGAAGAAGAAGCACUUCGCGACAUGAAAGCCUUUUGGCUACCCUCUGCAACACCUGAAGCUCCUGUUAAAGUGGAUGCACCCUCCACCUGUACUGUGUGUCCAGAAGGCAAAGAGAAGCUUAAGUUGAAAACCCUUUUUCCCGUCCAUUUUACUGAAGAGAAAAAUAAGGAAAAGAAAUCCCAUGCACUGGAUAAUACAUAUGUCUGCCCUAGUUGCAAAGUUACGCUAACUAAUACAUUGACACUUGUGGCCCUCAACACAUGUGGGCAUGUGUUUUGCAGUAAGUGUGCAGAUAGAUUUAUGGCUGUUGACAAAGUCUGUUUGUCUUGUAACAAGGGAUGCAAGGAGAAGAAUCUGGUGCGACUAGGGAAAGGAGGAACUGGGUUUGCUGGACAUGAUGAUAAUUUGCAAGCUACUGAUUUUAAGCAUUUGGGCAGUGGUUCUGGCUUAGGGCUGGUUAGACCCGCAAUGAAAACAUGAUACCUGGUGGUAACAGCGUUUUCCUCUCCUUGUUAACUUUAUUGGAGAUUGUUGUUGAUCUAUUCUAGUUCUUUAUCUUGUACUAUAUAUUCCUUUCUGGUGGUUGUAUGAAGGGGAAAGCAUUUUUCUUAAGACAUCUUUGUUUCUGAACAAGCAAUUUACAAAAUUGAUGGAUGAUGAAGUACGUGUAGGUAGGGAGUAAAAUCUACAGAGUAAGAGUGCAUUUACCAAGU
Molecule: messenger RNA, 1248 nt
Organism: Papaver somniferum (opium poppy)
Lineage: Eukaryota; Viridiplantae; Streptophyta; Magnoliopsida; Ranunculales; Papaveraceae
Product: E3 ubiquitin-protein ligase CSU1-like
Exons: 2
Coding region: 101-1015 (304 amino acids)
Cellular component (GO): nucleus
Molecular function (GO): ubiquitin protein ligase activity
Source: RefSeq, a predicted model, not a curated record